CCUCUUUCUCCUUAGUAUCAGUAUGAAGUGGUUCAAGUCAACCCAUGAUUUUAAAUAUGAAUGGAACUUAGUAUCAGCAGCACAAUGGCAGAAAUACCCUAAUGAAAGCUGCCCUCAUGUGGCUCAUGUGGACGUAUUAAACCGUACUGUGGAUCCUGAAACGGGUAUCUUGACUACUGAACGCUUAAUUACUGUUGACCAGAAUAUACCCACUAUUAUCAAAAAGAUUCUUGGGUCUGGUUCCAGGCAAUACGUAAGAGAAACAUCUACAUUGACGAUGCAUUCAGUCAAUUUAACAUUAUCCAAUAUCUUGAGUGUGGAAGAAACGAUUGUCUAUACAGAACACCCUGAAGAUAACAACAAAACUCAAUUUACACAACAAGCAGCCAUUUCAGCAGGCAGCCUGGUGUCCACUUGGUCUAAUGUACUUGAAGAGUUUUCCCUUAGAAGAUUUCAACAAAAUGCUGCUGUGGGUCGUGCUGGAUUUAAUAAAGUGUUGGAAAGAUUUGUAGUGAUGGCAGAAGCACAACAAUCCAACAAUUAAAAAGGCCUUCUAUUUAUUAUAUAUUUAUUUAGAGAUAAAAACACUGUGUACAAAAAUAAAAAUAAAAAAGUGUUGCUGACAC
This is a messenger RNA of Gilbertella persicaria, 626 nucleotides long. Its product is annotated as PRELI-like family-domain-containing protein. Bases 23 to 544 code for a protein of 173 amino acids. NCBI's taxonomy places the organism in Eukaryota, Fungi, Mucoromycota, Mucoromycetes, Mucorales, Choanephoraceae. Gene Ontology annotation, cellular component: mitochondrial intermembrane space. The transcript has 3 exons. Gene Ontology annotation, molecular function: phosphatidic acid transfer activity. The record is from RefSeq and is a predicted model, not a curated record. Gene Ontology annotation, biological process: phospholipid transport.